Megachile rotundata (alfalfa leafcutting bee) is the source of this 3369-nucleotide messenger RNA. RefSeq lists its product as uncharacterized. The record is from RefSeq and is a predicted model, not a curated record. NCBI's taxonomy places the organism in Eukaryota, Metazoa, Arthropoda, Insecta, Hymenoptera, Megachilidae. Gene Ontology annotation, molecular function: protein binding.
AUACUUAGUUUUCACUGACUAUAAAAUAUUUUAAACUAGGGUAGUAGCUGUAGUAUUUAAAGAAAGAAUUACGCCUUGGAUACGCUCAAGACAUAUUUUUCUUGAUAACUGCCGUCGGUGUUGGGAUAUAAAACGAGUUACGUAUGUGUUCAAGGUUACCGAAGCAGAGCACGUUGGGUUGCACCGGCGGUGUAGGUACAUAUUCGAGUUCGCGUGAUCCGAAUGUGUUUUAAUAGCGACGCCUACCAUAAUAUGCAACUAUAACCACUCGCGUUCGAGUGCGAACCACCUAAACCUGCCUUCUGUACAAAUUGCCGCUAUCGGCUUGAAAAUCGUGCGUGGGCGUUCGUGACACACUGAUCCCUUAAGUUUGGCCUCGUUCACGAGCAGACUUUCGACCAGUUUAAACAAACUUUUCAAUGUUGCUACUGAUGUUCCCUCAAUAACGUACCAUUAGCUUCGCGAAUUUCGAGAAUGUUAUUAUUAUGAAAGUUGAUUAUGAUUUGAGAUAAAAGAUAGAGUACUUCCUCGAUUACGGACUACGUAAUAUUUCCUGAAAAUGGAAAUCUUUAUCUGAGAUAACUUAUCAAAAUUGUAUAUAAUGUACGCACGGUUUGACACAGCUAUCGUUUCACCAUGCUUGAACGUUUUGUAAAUAUUCACUGAAUGUUCGAUGUAAUCUAUUUAAGAGAUUUUAGAUCGCGAAAAAUGAUCUUUUGAUAGGAAUUUACGAGGAAAACUUUUAUACUAACAUUUGUUUCUUGUAUAAGUUAUAACACGUCUGUAUUUUUACUCUUCGGUUUAUUGUUCGUAGCUGAACAAUUUAUGAAACGCGUAAACAUUGGUACUAAAAAGCGGAUGAUUUCCACUUCUUGGAUAUCUAUUUUUACACGGAACGAGCUCCGCUAUAUAUGCGGUAUUGCGAAAGAACGAAAGAAAGAACGUUCUCGGAUUCCCAGGUGUCGGUGCAGCGGAAAUUUUCCAAACUUCACGGUUGUUCAUAAGAAUUACAAAUAAACUAGCUAUCGCAGCACGCGAAAGCUGGUUGUAUCGCAUAAAUGUAGCCUGUUAAAAUAGCGUGUGUGCGCUGAAAAGCGGAUUGCGGCAGGAAGUAACAAGUUCAUUAUAAAUUGACGAUGCCCAACCGACUAUCGGAACAUCCUCUUCGCGGUACACCGUGCAUUAAUUGAUACGAUCGUAUGAGUUUGCGUCGGGGGUACGGGUUGCGCGGGCUCGCUACAGGUACCAUGCACCAUUUGCCGCUAAUUACCGUGUUUGCCCACUUUCUGACAAAUUAAUUAAACUCCUGUGGGUUUUAUCGGCUACCAAAAAUAACUCUGACCUUUUGUACCGUUCCACUUAUGUUUGCAAGUUGUGCAAACACGGUAUUUGCAUUUGGCAGCCGGUCCGUUAAUAGUUCCCGAAACUGCCGUUAGAUGUCUCUUCACCAAUUACCGUUCUCGCAAGUACUCGAUGGUUAUAGGUUCACAUUUUAUAAAUUUAUUCUUUACUUCAUUUUCAUGAAGCAUAACUUAAUUGCAAAGUAAUAUAAUGGUGUAUAGGAUGUCUUUUAAAAAUUAUUUUAUUGAGUAAUCUUCGAAAAUGAUCGUUACGAAUCUAUUGUAACUGAACACAUUUUUAGAGCAAACGAGCCAAACUUUCUCGGUAUCGGUAUGAUCGGCAGUAUCAAGAAUGAAGGAAAGAAGAAAAUAAGGUUUAUGACCACGAUGGUGAAUGUUACCCUGACCAGAUAGACAGGUUGAUCGCCGUUAUAGAAUUUCUGCGGUUUGUAAUGGAUAGGUAUUAGGUCUCCCAACUUGACAUGGUUCGAGGAACACCGGACUGUGGAACCUCUCUAGCUAGAUAGCAGCGAUCUUGACACGACUAAAACCGAUGUACCCGACAAAGAAAGAUACAUAAUUCGAUUCGAAGGGACAAGUCGAUCAGAAUGACUUUUGGUCGACGAUCACCGGAUGCUCCAAGGCAGUCAGAGUCAGUGAAAGUGCAUAUGCCCGGUAUUCGAACAGGUUCAACUGCAUCGCACCGGACACACGCUGUACCUUUCGGGGAUAUUCGAAACACACACUAGCACUUUCUCUCCUUUACCGACCAAUUGAUGUCCAAUUCGAAAGCUUAUUUUUAUUUAUUUAUUCAGGGUACGGUGACCAUUCGAUAAGCUUGCCCCCGAUGUCCCUACUACCCUGCAUCUUUGAGACUGCCAAAUUUGUUUAACUUUUGAGAAUGACUUAUAAUUAAAGAUGACGAUGAUGAAUGAAUUUUUCAUGGGACACCGAGUGAACAUAGAUCGAUGCUUCGGAAAUAGAAGACACCUCUCCAUAUUAUAGCAGCAGACACCGUGUCGUGACAAAGGCGACAGGAUGUCGCUCUCGCUGUCAAUUACCUACAGAUAUUACCAUCACAGUGGAAAUUCUGUGUGGCAAUAGCAGGGGACAAAUUCAGUCUCCAUUUUCAUAUCGGGUAGAAAGGCGUGUCUCAUGGAUGGGGAAAUAAAAUGCAAAAUUCAUGGCGCCUUUCAGCCAGACAGUCACACGAACGCGGAACUUAAGACUGGUACAACGGCGCUCUUCUUUGCUGCCCAAGGUGGUUACAUGGACAUAGCCAAUCUUUUGCUGGAACACGGCGCCGUAGUCGAUUCCUGCAGCAUAGACGGCGGUACUCCACUUUUUGUUGCGUGCCAGUGCGGUCAUCUGGAUGUUGUGGAAGGCCUCAUAGAAAGAGGUGCCAAUCCCAAUGCUCACAUGAAGGACGGUGCUACCGCAUUAUUUAUCGCCGCUCAAAAUGGACACGUGCGAAUAUUGGAGGUCCUGCUGGAACACGGGGCAAAAACGGAUGCGGCAAGAACUGACGGUGCCACGCCUUUAUGGAUAGGAGCGCAAAUGGGACACGAUCAUGUUGUAAGGAGGCUUUUGAAAGCUGGCGCGAAGGUCGACGCCACCAGACAUGAUGGCGCAACGCCGCUUUUUAAAGCAGCCCACAAGGGACAUGCUGCUGUUGUCGGUGAACUACUGAAGUAUCGUCCAUCGCUUGGCAUACUUCCAAACGGUGAAAGCGCACUGCACGCAGCAGCUUUAACAGGACAAAUGACUGUUGCGAGGCAACUGGUAGGAGCGGGAGCGGAUCCUUUACUCGUUAACCAAGAAGGUGUUACGCCUCUCCAAUUAGCUAUUAUACAUUCACAGACGCAGGUUGCUAAUUAUCUGAAGGAUAAACUUAGAACGAGAACGGGAACAUCUUAGCAAAGUUUACGUCCGUUAUCCGCCCAACAAAAUAGAAAUUAAAUUCGUAAAUCGUUGGAAAACAUCAGUAUUUCUAAAGAUAUAUAUAUACACAUAUAUAUUGUUAGAAACA